Orbilia oligospora ATCC 24927 is the source of this 2835-nucleotide messenger RNA. RefSeq lists its product as uncharacterized. The record is from RefSeq and is a predicted model, not a curated record. Bases 1 to 2835 code for a protein of 944 amino acids. The transcript is spliced from 12 exons. Lineage: Eukaryota; Fungi; Ascomycota; Orbiliomycetes; Orbiliales; Orbiliaceae. Gene Ontology annotation, molecular function: oxidoreductase activity.
AUGGCAUCAGCACCAUACGCUAUCACGGGCAUUCCAACUACCAGAGCCCCUGAUGGAGCCCUCCCGCUUCGUCAAGAGAUUGAUGCUUGGUCUGCGAACCCAGCCAAUGUUGACCAGGUGAACUUAUAUCUCCAGGCGCUUGCUGCUUUCCAACAGUUGCCUGCGACAGAUAAGCUCUCUUACUUCCAGAUUGCUGGGAUUCAUGGGGAGCCUUUUAUCCCGUGGGAUGAGAAUACCAGUCCUAAUCCAAGAUCUAGGUGGAGAGGAUAUUGUACACAUGCAUCAAUCCUCUUCCCAACAUGGCAUCGGCCGUAUCUCGCUGUCUUCGAGCAAAUCCUUCAUUCGAUUAUGCAGCGAAUUGCGGCAGCAUAUCCAGACCAAGAGCUUCGAACCCGAUAUCAGACUGCCGCAGAAGCAUUCCGUAUUCCAUACUGGGACAGUGCACAACUUAAGGAACGUGGGGGCAGAAGAUCCUUGAACGUUCCUUACCUUUGCACCUUGCCUACUGUUCAAGUCUUCACUCCUACUUCCGCUGGAGAUACUAUCAGGCCUUUUGAAACUAUUGAUAAUCCCUUGUACAGCUACAAAUUUGUCACCACACAAGGAAUUACUAGUUUCCAAGACCAGGAUGGAAAUUUCUUUCCAUUCGCAAACGCGAUGGGAACUUCCCGCUAUCCACCACAAUACAAUUCUCGCGACCCCACCGUUUCUUCUCAGUGGACCAAUGGAUUCGUUGAUAACGACUCGAUCACGGAGGCACUACGGAAUCUGAGUUCUCUUGGUGAGGACGUUUACCGAUCAUUCACGACCAGCAAUUAUGCCUGGUACUCUAGCACCCAACAAUCAAAUCCCCCAGCGCCCAACAGCUACCAAUCUCUCGAAUCGAUUCACAAUGAAAUCCACGGCAUCACAGGAGGGGGUGGACAUAUGAGCUGGAAUACAGUUUCAUCUUUUGAUCCUAUUUUCUGGCUCCACCACUGCAACGUGGAUCGUCUGUUUGCCAUCUGGCAAGCUAUCUACGCUGAUACCGGCCGAUAUCCUGAUGCUUGGUUUAAUGCACAAUCAGCACAACUUCGAGACGAACGAGGAACUUGGUCGAUUGCUGCAGGUUCUCGCGAAAAUGCUGACACUCCACUAGCUCCAUUCCAUAAGGACGACAGAGGCAGCGUCUACAAUUCCAAUGACGUCCGCAAUUGGACUAGGUUUGGCUCUUCGUACCCUGAAUUGCAACCAUGGCUUCCUCAAUACCGAGAUUCCACUGGUGAAUUUAACGCAACGCUAUAUCGUAACGAUGUUGUUGCACAGGUCACCGACUUGUAUUCGCGAGUCAGAAGGCGUGUCCAGAACACUCAAGUUCCACGAAAUCGCCUUUUUGCUGCCACCCAGACCGGCACCCAGACAUUCCAAGGCAGUUCCGCUACUGCAGGCGGGUCGUUUGCGGCCCCACCGACAACACAAGGGCCCGGUCAGCAGUUGCAAUUUGGUCCCCCUCCUUCCGGCGGGCAACAGGCCUUCGCCCCUCCACCAACAGUCCAAGCCCAAGCCCAGUCUCAAGGACAACCAUUCACCCCGCCAACGACGCUGCCCACUCAGGGACAGCAAUUUACCUCUCCUCCUCCUCAAACUGCUCAGGGCCAACAGUUCCCACCCCCGCCGACUCAGCAGCAACAGUUCUCGCCGCCGCCGACUCAUCAGCAGCAAUUCGCCCCUCCUCCUACGCAGGAGCACGGACAGGCGGUUACGUCACCACCUGCACAGACACAAUUCUCCCCUCCGCCAACUCAGGCAUUCUCGCCGCCACCGACUGGUGAUUCCCACGGACAGCAGUUUACUCCACAGCCGCAACAGCAAUUCACUCCACAACCGCAACAGCAACAGCAACAGCAAUUUGCGCCUCCCCAGCAAGGACCAGGCGGCCAUACCCCACAGGGACAGCAUAGCUCUCCACCACCCAAGAAAAGCGGCCUCAGUGGCCUUAUGUCCUCUGCUAAACUGCACUUUGGUGAAGCCCUUACUGCAGGCCGUGAAGCCGCUCAAGGCCACCAGCAGCCUGUACAACAGCAUCAACAGCCCACUCACACUCCAGGAAACCCUGGCAGCAGUGGUACUGCUCUUGCUACUAAAUUUGGUGGUAUUAUUGGAGGCGGUAUUCAUAUGGCCCAAGAACGUCUUGGUUCUAAGAAGCAGCCGGGCCAACCUGGAACCCGUGGUAUUGAUGACGAACCUGGUCAAGAAGGAGAAUUGAGCCGUGGAUUCGGUGAUAUGAGCUUGGGCCAACAAAGUUUCGGCUCAGGAGAGUCGCUUACUUACCACGAAUACGAUGCAAACAUCCGAUUUGAGAGAUUCGACCUCGGUGGUCGUCCAUUCACAGUCCACAUCUUCCUUGGAGACUUCAACCCGGACCCAGCAACUUGGAUGUGGGACAAGAAUCGUGUCGGUGGAAUCUAUAACUUUGUCGCCGGUGUUCAGCGUGGAGACGGAAGCGCUUGCUCCAACUGCGAAACUCAAUCCCAGGACCACACUAUCGUUACGGGUCAGGUGUCUCUCACUAACGCCCUUCUUGACGACGUUGAAGACUCAGCAAAUGGCUUGAAUAGCCUGAUUCCCGAGGAGGUUAUCCCGUAUUUGCAACGACAUCUGCACUGGCGUAUCACUGACCCGAAUGGAAGGGAGAUCCCACGCCAGAGCCUCAAUACCUUAAAGAUCUCUGUUGUUGAAUGUUCCGCCACCAUUUCAAACAACCCCGGCGAGCUCACCCAAUAUGGGGAUCACAGAGUCUUGGACAUAGUUACUGAAGGUCGUCCGGCUGGCAAAGCGGCUGGCGAUGGUUACUAA